GAGGGGCUCGGCGGUGCACGUGGUGGGAGGCGCGGCGGGCGGGGGCAUGGCGGGUUCCGCGGGGCUGGCGCUGUGCGGGCAGGCGCUGGUGGUGCGGGGCGGCAGUCGGUUCCUGGCCACCUCCACUGCGAGCAGUGAUGAUGACGUCCUCUUCACGUAUGAUUGCAGCACUGCAGAAAAGAAGUUGGAAGAGAAUAAAGGGGAGGACGGGCAGCCCGUGGAUAAGGGGAGUGACAUGAUUCUGGCGUCCACCUUCUCCAAGUCUGGCAGCUAUUUUGCUUUAACUGAUGACAGUAAGCGUCUGAUUCUUUUCCGUACAAAACCAUGGCAAUGUCUGAGUGUCAGGACCGUGGUGAGGAGGUGCACGGCCCUGACGUUCAUGGCCUCAGAGGAGAAGCUUUUGGUGGCCGACAAGUCUGGGGACGUUUAUUCCUUUUCAGUGGUGGAGCCACAGGGAUGCGGCAAGCUUGAGCUUGGGCACCUGUCGAUGUUGUUGGAUGUGGCCGUGAGUCCCGACGACCGCUAUGUCCUCACCGCCGACCGGGACGAGAAGAUCCGGGUCAGCUGGGCCGCGGCGCCGCACAGCAUCGAGUCCUUCUGCCUCGGGCACACAGAGUUUGUGAGCCGCAUCUUCGUGGUGCCCGACCACCCCGAGCUGCUAUUGUCCUCCUCUGGGGACCGCACCCUGAGGCUCUGGGAGUAUCGGAGUGGCCAAGAGCUGCACUGCUGUCACCUGACCAGCCUGCGGGAGCCGGCGGAGCCGUGGGCCGACAAGAGGUUCGCCACAUCCAGGAUCACUUACUGGUGCCAGGAGGGCUGCGUGGCACUGCUGUGUGACUGUAUUCCUGUUGUCUACAUCUUCCAGCUCGAUGCCCACAGACAGCAGCUGGGUUACAGACAGCAGCUGGCUUUUCAGCACAGAGUGUGGGACAUUGCUUUCGAGGAGGGCCAGGGACUGUGGGUCCUGCAGGACUGCCGGGAAGCCCCCCUUGCGCUCUGCAGGCCUGUGGACGGCUGGUGGCAGGCUGUUCCUGAAAAUGCCGCCUUAAAGAAGGUCUCCGCCUGUCUUCGGGGGAAUUGGGCCAUGCUGGAAGGUGCGGCCGGCGUGGACGUGGGCUUCAGCGGUCUCUACAAGGCCACCUUUGACAACGUGACGGCCUACCUGAGGAAGAAGGAGGAGAGGCUGCAGAAGCGGCGGCAGAACCCGCCCCCGGGGCCCAAUGGGCAGGCCAAGAAGACGAAGCCAGGGGAGGCGUCCCUGAGGUGCUCGUCCUAGCUGCGCCGAGUGCGUUCGCCCCCUCCCGGCCGGAGGCCCCCUUUAGGAGGCAGAAGGGGGAUGUCGCUUCCGACCCACGCUUGGUGACAGUCCGGUCCGCACCAGCUCAGCACACACGUGGGCCGUCCCGGAGAACGGGUGGGUGUCCUGGGCUCUAGAACUUUCUUCCACUGUGCAGAGGCUCCCCUGCCUGGCGUCUUGGGCGCCCCCUGGCUGAAGGGAAGCUGUGCUGCGUGUGACUCAGCUAGAGAAACUACAAGUGAGUAGUGCAAGUGCCUGGAAGCACUGUUCAUGUUGGAGGAAAUCGGAACACGCUGUGGUGGCUGUCGGUGUCGCACUGUUCCCGUAACGCUGGACGCCUUUUCCUCCGGCAAGAUGCACAUGCCGAACGUGUUUGUGGCAGCGUGAUAGACACGCUCUGUCCCCGGGUCACCCUCUGGACGGUGUCCUGCGCUGUCCGACACGGGGGCCGCUGGCCAUGGGGUGGAGGACUCCGUUCCUCCGUCAGCACCUGCGCUGCCCCCGUGCUGGGUCCCUGCGUGGCGAGAGGUGCCCGCUCAAGAAGUGCGGCUGCUGCCAAUGUGAUGCGGGCUCGGUGGGGGCGCAGGGCCCAGCCUCGGCUUCUUUCGGGGUGUGCGAGGACCCGGGAGCCCUGGCUGUAAUGGAGUUCUGCAGGGAAAUGGUCGAGGCCGUCACGCGCGGGUGUGAUUUCCCUGUGAGCUCCGUGCACACGAUGCAGACACCGGGGGUGUCAAGCGAAUUCUAAUCACUGCUCAAUAAAGAUGAGCUCGUGCAGCUUCUGGACACGUGUAGCCCCAGCAUCGGGAACUGAUUUCAAAAUACACUGAGCGAAACCGUUUUUGAUGCGUGCACUGUUUGUGACUGAAACGUUGACCCCCUAAAAUGAAGAAGCAUUUCUUUGGUGGUUGGGCUUCGUAGUUGCCUCUGCUGCUUUGGUUAUCUGUGCUUCUGCCCGCUUCCCAGUGAGUGGUCUCGAAUACGGAAAACCCGUGUGUGUCCGCGAUGACCUCGGUGAGGGGUUUUUUGGGAUACGAGAAACAAAUGCUUUUGUGUAUCAGAAGUGAGAAUGCUUUAGCUUUUCCUAAGUGCCUUGUUUUGCUGUACACAUCGAUCCGAAAACAGUGCUGUGUUUGAACUGCUCAGGGUCCCUUCCCACAAGGGCAGAAGUGUUUUGUUCAAGGAGCAGAGGGGGUGUGCCUGGGGCAGGACGGGGUGCUGGGGCCCAGGUCCUCCUGGUAGGAACCUCGUUAGCACUGCCCUGGGCACAGGCAGAGUUCUCUUUGACAAUCUGCUUUGAAACUUUUGGCUUUAGGAGAAACUUAGGUUUGGUCUUUUUGGUGUCUUGUAAAGUGACCUGCAGGCCUGGUUUUGUACGGCCUAUGAGCUUGGAAUGGCUUUUAUGUUUUUAAAUGGUUGAAAACAAAUCAAAAGAAAAAAAGUAUUUCACGGUGUGUGACAGUCAUAUGCAAUUCAAAUUCCAGUGUCCUUAAAUAAAAUUUUAGUGGGACACAGCCAGCCUGUUUGUUAGGUACCAUCUCCGUCUGUUUUGUGCUCUAGCAGCAGAGUGGGCCAGUUGCCACAGAGACCAAAUGGCCGGCAGAGUCCAGGGUAUUUAUGAUCUAGCUCUCACGGAGAAGUUUGUCAAUCCUUCUUUAAGAUCCCUUUUAAAUAUGUAUAGUGUGUUUUUUUUUUUUUUUUAGGAUUCUAUGUAUUUAUUUGAAAGAGAGACACAGCGAGAGAGGGAACACAAGCAGGGGGGCUGUGAGAGGGAGAAGCAGGCCUCCCGCUAAGCAGGGACCCCAAUGCAGGGCUCGAUCCCAGGACCCUGGGAUGAUGACUUGAGCUGAAGGCCGAUGCUUAACGACUGAGCCACCCAGGCGCCCCAUUAAAAGACAGAACAAACCCUAUUCUUCUGUGUUCACGUUGAUCUUCUUUCUCACCAAACGUUCAUUCGUGUUCUCUGUGGGCAGGUGUCUUUGUAAAACAGGGCCAGGUUGGGAGGGGUCCCUGGGUCUCCUGGCUGGAGCUGGGGGGGUGUGUAAGGCGGGGCCUCUUGCACUUAAUGGUGAGACUCAAACAUGCCUGUCAGUACGAGGCUGUGCCGAGCAGCCCAUCAGGAUCAGAACGGAGUAGGAGGGGGACCACGGGCAUCACCAUCUUUCCUGUGGUUGCUUUCAAAUUGCUUUCAUUCUUUUUUUUUUUUUUUAAGAUUUUAUUUAUCUGACAGAGGGACACAGCCAGAGAGGGAACACAAGCAGGGGGAGUGGGAGAGGGAGAAGCAGGCUUCCCGCGGAGCAGGGAGCCCGAUGCGGGGCUCGAUCCCAGGACCCCGGGACCAUGACCUGAGCCGAAGGCAGACGCGCAACGACUGAGCCCCCCAGGCGCCCCUGAAUUGCUUUCAUUCCUGUCACGGUCACGCGUGCACGUGAUGGAGACCGAACUCUCUUGGCCACAACCAGUUGUGACAGUGACCCGCUCUGUGCCCUUCUCCCCAUCCCCAGUCUGUCUCCCACCUGCUGCUUUCAGCUCGUUUCUCGUGUUCAUCGUGGUACAGCCCACGUCCUCCGCGAGCCCCAGGACUGCCGACCGCAGAGAUCACGCCGGCCGAUGGGCCGUACUCCGUUGGCCCGUCGGCGCCUCUGUCCUGUCUGUUUCAGGGCACGCCGACUCGGGCCCGGCCGCAGGUGGGGGUGGGAGGAGGGAGCACGGCACCCCCUGCCACCGCAGCAGCCUUCCCCGGGGGGCGGCACCCGUUUGGGGCAGAAGUGGCCUCCUGGUCCCGAAACCCUGUCCAUGCCUCUGGAAUGAGUCCCUCCCUAAGGUGAGGGAGCCGUGUUCUCAGGGACCCUGACUGGUAACUAGUCCAUACCCGGAGGCCCCCAGCUGCCUCAGACGUUUUUUUUUAGGUUGGUCGCUCUGAACCCCGACCUGUGAUGACUGCUCGCUGUGUUUGAAGGCUUUUACGUCUCAUGCCCACUUUCUCCCGUGACUGACUCGCUGAGCUCAAAGCAGAGCCUUUUGUUUGUGGUUUCAUAGCUGCUGACCAGCUAUGGGAGCCAAGGAUUGAGCUUCCUCACACACCUUUUUAUUUAAUUUUACUUAUCUCCUAUUUUCCGUUUUUUUCUUCGUUUUUGUGUGUUUUACAUUUUGGGGAGAUUCCUUGGGUCUGUUUCAAUUCAUUUAUUUAGUUUUUAAAAGAUUUUAAGUGAGCUCUGUGCCCAACAUGGGGCUCGAACUUAUAACUCUGAGAUCAAGAGUCACACGCUCUACCAACUGAACUAGCCAGGCACCCCCCAGCUCAUGUGUUGACUUAAAAAAUCUGGUUGUCGUGGGGCGCUUGGGUGGCUCACUCAGUUGGAUAAGCAUCCGACUUUUGAUUUCGGCUCCUGUCACGAUCUCGGGGUCGUGAGAUGGAGCCCUGUGUCGGGCUCUGUGCUCAGCAGGGAGUCUGCUUGAGAUUCUCUCUCUCCCUGUCCCUCUGCCCCUCCAGUCGCACGCGCCUGCAUGCGUGAGCACUCACGUGUGUGCACCCUCUCUAAAUAAAUAAAAUCUUUUAAAAUCUGGUUGCCCUGUUUCUUAAUUCUCAGCACGUUCUUGGUUUGCGUGCAUUUUGAUGUAGCUACAGCUGGAAGGUGCAUGUAGAAUGCACCAACUAGACGGCCACCAGCUGAAUGCACGUGUGUGCCGUGCCCACCAGAAACAGCUGAGGGGCACCUCCCCCCACUCCCCCAGGCCAGGCCAGCAGGAGGCUUGCCUUGUGUUGCUUCAGGCCACUUUGGCUCAGCUCCUCUGGUGACAGUCAUCUGCACUGGGGCUUCGGGUGCUAGAUGGUUCGCUCUAGUUGCGUAGUGUUCCCACAGCAGCAUGUCCGUUCUGUCAGUGCGCUUUGGAAUAGUUUCCAGAUUUUGGCUGCGGUGAACAUUCUGGUCCUUAAUAUGUAAACAUUUCUGUUAGGUACCUACUCAGGAGAACUGCUGGCUCUUACUUCUGUAGAUGUUUCGUCUCGAUGGUACUGCCUGGCCUUGUUACUUCAGACCCUCCGCUGUGGACUGUAAAAUUCGGUGCGUUCUCAACACUCAGCAUUUGGGUGGUGGUGGUGUUCAAUUUUGCAAAGGCACAAACUCGGGAGUUAUGGCCCUGGGGUGUGGGAGCCGGUGAAGCUGCCCACCUCGCAUCCAGACUGAAAUUUGAUCUUGUUCUCUGCAAGGGCACCUUAAAGAAACGCUUGGAUCCCCUGCUCUGGGGGGCUGUCAGCCACAGGCGAUGAGGAUGCUCAAGCAGCCCGUGAAGAGGCUGACAGGGCCAAGGAGCCGAGGUCUCUUGCCAGUAGCCAGCAUCGACUGGCCGGCCUGAGCGAGCCGUUCCGGAGGCGCCUCGCUCUGAUGCCGAUCUAGAACGCUGUUGAGUUUCCUACAGCACUUGCCUGAACCCUGGAUGUGUUGACAUAUGUUUUUCUAACUUCCCUUGUGAUUUCUUUGAUCUGUGGAUUAUUUGGAAGUGUCGUUGAGUUUUAUAAACAUUGAAUUUUUCCGGAUUUUUGUUGUUACGGAUUUCUUGUGUUAAUUCCAUUGUGGUCUCAGAGUAUACUUUGAUUUCACUCCUUUUAGAUUCGUUGAGCCUUGUAUGCCGUACAGCACGGUGGUUAUCACGCACAUACUUGACAGGCGUGCGUGUUCUGUAGUUGUUGGCCGGAGGGUGCUCACGUGGCGUGGUUGGGUCCAGUUGGUGAUGGUCUUGGUUGUCCUUAGCUGGACGAACACUGUCGUCCUCCUGAUUUUUGUGGUCUUCUAUCGAUUACUGAAAUCCGUAUUUAAAUGUUAAGUGUGGGUUUGUCUAGCUUUCUGUGUCCCACUGGGUUUUGCCUCAUAUAUUUAAAAAUUCUGACAUUAGUGCCUCCUCACCGAGGAGUGUGACAUCAUCUUGUUGAAUGACCUCUUCACGGUUAUGAAACGUCCCUUUUCAUCCCUAGGUCUGUCUUGUUCUCAGGUUUGGAUGAUUGAUGCUAACACAGACGCACAUUUUGUCAGUGAGUGUUAGUGGGACCUCUUUCCCACCCCUUUGCUUUUCUCCGAUGUGUGGAUUUAUAUUUAAAGUGGGUUUGUUGGGGCGCCUGGGUGGCUCAGCCGGUUAAGAGUGUGUGA
Zalophus californianus (California sea lion) is the source of this 6438-nucleotide messenger RNA. It is a transcript of the gene WDR4, whose product is annotated as WD repeat domain 4. Gene Ontology annotation, cellular component: nucleus; cytosol; tRNA methyltransferase complex. Gene Ontology annotation, biological process: RNA (guanine-N7)-methylation. NCBI's taxonomy places the organism in Eukaryota, Metazoa, Chordata, Mammalia, Carnivora, Otariidae. The transcript is spliced from 11 exons. The coding region runs from base 47 to 1276 and encodes 409 amino acids. The record is from RefSeq and is a predicted model, not a curated record. Gene Ontology annotation, molecular function: protein binding; tRNA (guanine(46)-N7)-methyltransferase activity.